Papaver somniferum (opium poppy) is the source of this 693-nucleotide messenger RNA. RefSeq names its product cullin-1-like. Bases 1 to 693 code for a protein of 230 amino acids. Gene Ontology annotation, molecular function: ubiquitin protein ligase binding. Gene Ontology annotation, biological process: protein ubiquitination; ubiquitin-dependent protein catabolic process. NCBI's taxonomy places the organism in Eukaryota, Viridiplantae, Streptophyta, Magnoliopsida, Ranunculales, Papaveraceae. Gene Ontology annotation, cellular component: cullin-RING ubiquitin ligase complex. The record is from RefSeq and is a predicted model, not a curated record. The transcript has a single exon.
AUGGAUGGCAACAUUGUUGAGCUGGAAGAAGGAUGGGAAAUCAUUCAGAAUGGGAUUAAAAUGUUGGUUAAUACUCUUGAAGGUGUUCGCACCGAAUCACCAAUGUUCGCUUCCAUUUACACAACAGUUUUCAUUAUGUGCACUCAGAUACCUCCUCAUAAAUAUUUUGGACAGUUUUACAAACGAUACCAACGUGUGUAUAAUGAUUACUUGCGUUCAAAAGUUUUACCAGCUAUUCAAGAAAAGCAGCAGCAACAUAGUGAUGAUGUAUCUAUGUUGCAAGAACUCGUUAAGAGGUGGGCUAACCACAAGGUUAUGGUAACUAAGCUUUCUCACUAUUUUAAUUAUCUCGAUCGUCAAUACAUUCCUAAAAGAAUGGCAGACCAUGGUGUAUACGUUCCAGGGGUAAAAGAUGUUGGGUUUGGUUUCUUUCAUGACAUUGUGUAUGCGAAAAUGAAAGUGAAAGUUAGAGAUGUUGUUAUUGCAUUGAUUAAUCAAGAACGCCGGGGAAAUGAAAUUGAUAGGAGUUUGGUCAAGGAUGUUUUAGAUAUUUUUGUUGAAAUUGGGAAUGAGAAUGAUAAAGAUAAGUUGGAUUAUUAUGUGAACGAUUUCGAAACUGCGUUUUUAAGUGACAUGGUCGAUUAUUAUACUAGGAAAGGUUCUAAUGAGAUUACGGCUAUAGAAUGUUUGUAA